AUGUCAAUAUUGACUAAUACAUAUGAACACAGGUUAACUAGUCGGAAGAUUUUCAAGCAAAUUACACGAAUAAAUGAUUGUGAUUUGGAUGAUGACGAUGAUGAUGAUGAUGCUUUGGAUGAUGACGACGAUUUGUAUGAUGAUGACGAUGAUUUGGAUGUUGAUGACUUGAAUGAUGGUGUUGAUGAUGAUGAUAAUGAUGAUGAUGAUGAUUUGGAUGAUGAUGACGAUGACUUGGAUGUUGAUGACUUGAAUGAUGGUGUUCAUGAUGAUGAUGAUGAUGAUGAUGAUGACGAUGAUUUGGAUGUUGAUGACUUGAAUGAUGAUGUUGAUGAUGAUGAUGAUGAUGAUGAUGACGAUGAUUUGGAUGAUGAUGACGAUGACUUGGAUGUUGAUGACUUGAAUGAUGGUGUUCAUGAUGAUGAUGAUGAUGACGAUGAUUUGGAUGAUGAUGACGAUGACUUGGAUGUUGAUGACUUGAAUGAUGAUGUUGAUGAUGAUGAUGAUGAUGUUGACGAUGAUUUGCAUGAUGAUGACGAUGACUUGGAUGUUGAUGACUUGAAUGAUGAUGUUCAUGAUGAUGAUGAUGAUGAUGAUGACGAUGAUUUGGAUGUUGAUGACUUGAAUGAUGAUGUUGAUGGUGAUGAUGAUGAUGAUGAUGACGAUGAUUUGGAUGAUGAUGACGAUGACUUGGAUGUUGAUGACUUGAAUGAUGGUGUUCAUGAUGAUGAUGAUGAUGACGAUGAUUUGGAUGAUGAUGACGAUGACUUGGAUGUUGAUGACUUGAAUGAUGAUGUUGAUGAUGAUGAUGAUGAUGACGAUGAUUUGCAUGAUGAUGACGAUGACUUGGAUGUUGAUGACUUGAAUGAUGGUGUUCAUGAUGAUGAUGAUGAUGAUGAUGACGAUGAUUUGGAUGUUGAUGACUUGAAUGAUGAUGUUGAUGAUGAUGAUGAUGAUGAUGAUGACGAUGACUUGGAUGUUGAUGACUUGAAUGAUGGUGUUCAUGAUGAUGAUGAUGAUGACGAUGAUUUGGAUGAUGAUGACGAUGACUUGGAUGUUGAUGACUUGAAUGAUGAUGUUGAUGAUGAUGAUGAUGAUGAUGACGAUGAUUUGGAUGAUGAUGACGAUGACUUGGAUGUUGAUGACUUGAAUGAUGGUGUUCAUGAUGAUGAUGAUGAUGAUGAUGACGAUGAUUUGGAUGUUGAUGACUUGAAUGAUGAUGUUGAUGAUGAUGAUGAUGAUGAUGAUGACGAUGAUUUGGAUGAUGAUGACGAUGACUUGGAUGUUGAUGACUUGAAUGAUGGUGUUCAUGAUGAUGAUGAUGAUGAUGAUGACGAUGAUUUGGAUGUUGAUGACUUGAAUGAUGAUGUUGAUGAUGAUGAUGAUGAUGUUGACGAUGAUUUGGAUGAUGAUGACGAUGACUUGGAUGUUGAUGACUUGAAUGAUGGUGUUCAUGAUGAUGAUGAUGAUGAUGAUGACGAUGAUUUGGAUGUUGAUGACUUGAAUGAUGAUGUUGAUGAUGAUGAUGAUGAUGAUGAUGACGAUGAUUUGGAUGAUGAUGACGAUGAUUUGGAUGAUGAUGACGAUGACUUGGGUGUUGAUGACUUGAAUGAUGAUGUUGAUGAUGAUGAUGACGAUGAUUUGCAUGAUGAUGACGAUGAUUUGGAUGUUGAUGACUUGAAUGAUGAUGUUCAUGAUGAUGAUGAUGAUGAUGAUGACGAUGAUUUGGAUGUUGAUGACUUGAAUGAUGGUGUUCAUGAUGAUGAUGAUGAUGAUGAUGACGAUGAUUUGGAUGUUGAUGACUUGAAUGAUGAUGUUGAUGAUGAUGAUGAUGAUGAUGAUGAUGAUGAUGAUGACGAUGAUUUGGAUGAUGAUGACGAUGACUUGGAUGUUGAUGACUUGAAUGAUGGUGUUCAUGAUGAUGAUGAUGAUGAUGAUGACGAUGAUUUGGAUGUUGAUGACUUGAAUGAUGAUGUUGAUGAUGAUGAUGAUGAUGUUGACGAUGAUUUGCAUGAUGAUGACGAUGACUUGGAUGUUGAUGACUUGAAUGAUGAUGUUCAUGAUGAUGAUGAUGAUGAUGAUGACGAUGAUUUGGAUGUUGAUGACUUGAAUGAUGAUGUUGAUGGUGAUGAUGAUGAUGAUGAUGACGAUGAUUUGGAUGAUGAUGACGAUGACUUGGAUGUUGAUGACUUGAAUGAUGGUGUUCAUGAUGAUGAUGAUGAUGACGAUGAUUUGGAUGAUGAUGACGAUGACUUGGAUGUUGAUGACUUGAAUGAUGAUGUUGAUGAUGAUGAUGAUGAUGACGAUGAUUUGCAUGAUGAUGACGAUGACUUGGAUGUUGAUGACUUGAAUGAUGGUGUUCAUGAUGAUGAUGAUGAUGAUGAUGACGAUGAUUUGAAUGUUGAUGACUUGAAUGAUGAUGUUGAUGAUGAUGAUGAUGAUGAUGAUGACGAUGACUUGGAUGUUGAUGACUUGAAUGAUGGUGUUCAUGAUGAUGAUGAUGAUGACGAUGAUUUGGAUGAUGAUGACGAUGACUUGGAUGUUGAUGACUUGAAUGAUGAUGUUGAUGAUGAUGAUGAUGAUGACGAUGAUUUGCAUGAUGAUGACGAUGACUUGGAUGUUGAUGACUUGAAUGAUGGUGUUCAUGAUGAUGAUGAUGAUGAUGAUGACGAUGAUUUGGAUGUUGAUGACUUGAAUGAUGAUGUUGAUGAUGAUGAUGAUGAUGAUGAUGACGAUGAUUUGGAUGAUGAUGACGAUGACUUGGAUGUUGAUGACUUGAAUGAUGAUGUUGAUGAUGAUGAUGAUGAUGAUGACGAUGAUUUGGAUGUUGAUGACUUGAAUGAUGAUGUUGAUGAUGAUGAUGAUGAUGAUGAUGACGAUGAUUUGGAUGAUGAUGACGAUGACUUGGAUGUUGAUGACUUGAAUGAUGGUGUUCAUGAUGAUGAUGAUGAUGAUGAUGACGAUGAUUUGGAUGUUGAUGACUUGAAUGAUGAUGUUGAUGAUGAUGAUGAUAAUGAUGAUGACGAUGAUUUGGAUGAUGAUGACGAUGAUUUGGAUGAUGAUGACGAUGACUUGGGUGUUGAUGACUUGAAUGAUGAUGUUGAUGAUGAUGAUGACGAUGAUUUGCAUGAUGAUGACGAUGAUUUGGAUGUUGAUGACUUGAAUGAUGGUGUUCAUGAUGAUGAUGAUGUUGACGAUGAUUUGGAUGAUGAUGACGAUGACUUGGAUGUUGAUGACUUGAAUGAUGAUGUUGAUGAUGAUGAUGACGAUGAUUUGGAUGAUGAUGACGAUGACUUGGAUGUUGAUGACUUGAAUGAUGGUGUUCAUGAUGAUGAUGAUGAUGAUGAUGACGAUGAUUUGGAUGUUGAUGACUUGAAUGAUGAUAAUGAUGGUGUUCAUGAUGAUGAUGAUGAUGAUGAUGACGAUGAUUUGGAUGUUGAUGACUUGAAUGAUGAUGUUGAUGAUGAUGAUGAUGAUGAUGACGAUGAUUUGGAUGAUGAUGACGAUGACUUGGAUGUUGAUGACUUGAAUGAUGGUGUUCAUGAUGAUGAUGAUGAUGAUGAUGACGAUGAUUUGGAUGUUGAUGACUUGAAUGAUGAUGUUGAUGAUGAUGAUGAUGAUGAUGAUGACGAUGAUUUGGAUGAUGAUGACGAUGAUUUGGAUGAUGAUGACGAUGACUUGGGUGUUGAUGACUUGAAUGAUGAUGUUGAUGAUGAUGAUGACGAUGAUUUGCAUGAUGAUGACGAUGAUUUGGAUGUUGAUGACUUGAAUGAUGAUGUUGAUGAUGAUGAUGAUGAUGUUGACGAUGAUUUGGAUGAUGAUGACGAUGACUUGGAUGUUGAUGACUUGAAUGAUGAUGUUGAUGAUGAUGAUGACGAUGAUUUGCAUGAUGAUGACGAUGACUUGGAUGUUGAUGACUUGAAUGAUGGUGUUCAUGAUGAUGAUGAUGAUGAUGAUGACGAUUUGUAUAAUUGUUGA
Messenger RNA from Schistosoma intercalatum, 3978 nucleotides. Lineage: Eukaryota; Metazoa; Platyhelminthes; Trematoda; Strigeidida; Schistosomatidae. The record is from the annotation of a GenBank genome assembly.